Gavialis gangeticus (Gharial) is the source of this 7124-nucleotide messenger RNA. RefSeq names its product sodium channel protein type 5 subunit alpha-like. The transcript has 28 exons. Lineage: Eukaryota; Metazoa; Chordata; Crocodylia; Gavialidae. The record is from RefSeq and is a predicted model, not a curated record. The coding region runs from base 181 to 6276 and encodes 2031 amino acids. Gene Ontology annotation, biological process: sodium ion transmembrane transport; neuronal action potential; membrane depolarization during action potential. Gene Ontology annotation, cellular component: voltage-gated sodium channel complex; plasma membrane; axon. Gene Ontology annotation, molecular function: voltage-gated sodium channel activity.
AGAGAGGCCGCGCCGUGAGCAGGGCUGUCCCGGCCCUGGGGAGUUACUAGCUGGGACUCAAAACUCUUGGGAUACAAUGAAGUGACUCUGGGACUCUUGGUUUAGCAGGAAAAAUUAAAUAAAGCAAUCUGUUUCCACUACUUGGAAUAAAGACCAGUACAGGAGAAGCAGGAUGAAAAUAUGGCCGACUUCUUGUUACCACCGGGUACUAACAGCUUCCACCGGUUCACGCCUGAAUCCUUGGCUGCUAUUGAGAAGCGCAUUGAGGAGAAGCACACAAGGACCACCAAGCAGGAGAACAAGGAACAGGUGGGAGAGGAAGAAAAGCCUCGACCUCAAGUUGACUUACAGGCUUGCAAAAAGCUGCCUGAACUCUAUGGGAAUCCUCCCCCAGAGCUCAUUGGGGAACCACUGGAGGAUCUCGACUCUUACUACAGCGAUCACAAGACAUUUAUAGUACUGAACAAAGGGAAGACAAUCUUUCGAUUUAGUGCCACUCCUGCCAUGUAUAUACUUAGCCCUUUCCAUCCCAUCAGAAGAGCAGCAAUUAAAAUUUUGAUCUUUACAUUGUUCAGUAUGUUUAUUAUGUGCACUAUUUUAACCAAUUGUGUGUUCAUGGCACAAUCAGAGACUCCGUCUUGGAAUAAAUAUGUUGAGUAUACUUUCACUGGCAUUUACACUUUUGAAUCACUGAUAAAAAUAUUGGCGAGAGGAUUUUGUAUGACAGAAUUCACCUUCCUUAGAGAUCCAUGGAACUGGCUGGAUUUCAGUGUUAUUGUUAUGGCGUAUGUAGGAGAAUUUGUGAAUGUAGGCAGUGUUGCACCUCUUCGGACUUUCAGGGUAUUGAGAGCUUUAAAAACUAUUUCAGUAAUUCCAGGAUUGAAGACCAUUGUAGGUGCACUUAUCCAGUCUGUUAAGAAACUUGCCGAUGUGAUGAUCCUGACCGUUUUCUGCUUGAGUGUCUUUGCCCUCAUAGGCUUGCAGCUCUUUAUGGGAAAUUUAAGACAUAAGUGCAUCAGGAACUACACUGAGCUGAACUCCACCAAUGGUACAUUUUAUUUGGAUGGCAAGACGUGGUACUCCGUGGAUGAGUUUCUAAAUGAUCAAGAAAACUACUUCAUAAAGAACGGCACUACAGAUGUAUUACUGUGUGGCAAAAGCUCAGAUGCUGGCACGUGUCCACAGGGCUAUGGCUGCUACAAGGCUGGUGAAAAUCCUGAUCAUGGCUACACAAGCUUUGAUACUUUUGGCUGGGCAUUUCUCUCUCUCUUCCGCCUGAUGACACAGGAUUACUGGGAGCGUCUCUAUCAACAGACCCUGAGAUCUGCUGGGAAGAUCUACAUGCUCUUUUUUAUGCUGGUCAUCUUCCUGGGCUCAUUUUAUCUGGUCAACUUGAUCCUGGCUGUAGUAGCCAUGGCUUAUGAAGAACAGAACCAAGCUACUAUUGCUGAAACAGAGGAAAAGGAAAGGAAGUUUCGGGAAGCCAUGGAAAUGCUAAAGAAAGAGCAAGAGGCGCUGGCUGCUAAGGGAAUCGACUCCUUGUCACUUAGCUCUUUGGAAAUGUCACCUUUAGCAUCUAAAAAUGCCAAAGAAAGAAGAAAUAGGAGAAAGAAAAAGAAGUCAACGGGGGCAGAAGAUUGUGGAGAAGACCAAAAGGUUCCCAAACCUGAGUACGAUGGCAGUCAGAGAAGAAUGACUCUCCUUGGCAUUAGUUAUGGUCCCAGUACAAAUUUGCUGAAGCGCAAAGCCAGCCAUGGAAGCGUAUUCAGUUUCCGACUCCGAGGCAGAGACACCGGCUCUGAAACAGAUUUUGCCGACGACGAGAUCAGUACUGCUGGGGAAACCGAAAGCCACCGUGGCUCAUUCUUAGUUCCUAGGCUGGGGAGAUGCCCAAGCAUGCAGAGUCAAGCAAGCCACAUGUCUUACCCAGCUACGCCCAGCUACACACACACUGGCAAGAGAAACAGCUCAGUGGACUGCAACGGCGUGGUUUCCUUGGUGGAAGGAGGCACCGGGGCACAUAACCCAGACCCAGCCUCUCCAACGGGGUUACUGCUGCCUUCAGUUGUUAUGGAAAAACCUGGGACAGGUGACACGACUUCUCCCUCGGAGGAAGCAAGCAGGAAGCAGCUCUUAGUGCCCCAUCACCUUGCAGUGGACCAUUCUGAUAUACCAUUUCAAAGACAAAGAGCAGUGAGCGCCGUCAGCAUCAUUACCAGUGCCCUAGAAGAGCUUGAGGAAUCACAACAGAAAUGUCCUCCAUGCUGGAAUCAUUUUGCCCUUAAAUUUCUCAUUUGGGAUUGCUCUCCUGUGUGGCUGCUAAUCAAGAAAUACGUAAAGUUUGUAGUAAUGGACCCAUUUACAGACCUGACUAUCACCCUUUGCAUUGUGUUGAAUACUCUCUUCAUGGCUCUGGAGCAUCAUAAGAUGACAAAAGAAUUUGAAAACAUGCUCAACAUAGGCAAUCAGGUCUUCACUGGAAUUUUUACAGCAGAAAUGAUCUUCAAAAUCAUCGCUCUAGACCCGUACUACUAUUUUCAGCAGGGCUGGAAUAUUUUUGACAGUAUCAUUGUUUCCUUAAGCCUGAUGGAACUGGGUUUAUCCAGCAUGGGAAAUCUGUCCGUUUUACGUUCUUUCCGACUGCUGAGGGUCUUCAAAUUGGCAAAGUCCUGGCCAACCUUAAAUACGCUCAUUAAAAUCAUUGGUAACUCAGUGGGUGCCCUGGGGAACCUGACCCUGGUUCUGGCCAUCAUAGUCUUUAUUUUUGCGGUGGUAGGAAUGCAGCUUUUUGGGAAAAACUACUUGGAUCACGUCAGCAAGAUAAGCUCCAAUGGCCGUUUGCCACGUUGGCACAUGAACGAUUUCUUCCAUUCUUUCCUCAUUAUAUUCCGAAUUCUCUGUGGAGAAUGGAUUGAGACCAUGUGGGACUGUAUGGAAGUAGCUGGACAACCAUUGUGCCUUCUCGUCUUCUUGCUGGUCAUGGUGAUAGGAAACCUAGUGGUGCUCAAUCUGUUCCUUGCAUUGCUGCUGAGCUCUUUCAGCGCUGACAACCUUUCAGCACCAGAUGAAGAUGGAGAGCUGAACAAUCUGCAAAUUGCUUUUGCUCGGAUCAACAGGGGACUCCAGUACGUGAAACGCACAAUCUGGAAUUUCUGCUGUAAUGUACUCAGGCAUCCUAAGACAACAGCAGAAAAGAAGGCCAUGAUGAAACUUGCUGCCCAGAAUACAGGUGCCCACAACAACUGUAUGAAUAGCCAUACCGCAGCAGAGCCUGGUAAAGAUGUGGAAAAUCACAGAGAGAACCACACUGAUGAUGUGACUAACAGAAAUGGGCAGCGCCCCGUGACAAGUGACAACGAUGAUUUUAUGACCAACCCUGAUCUUUCCAUCUGUGUCCCUAUUGCUGUCGGAGAGUCAGAUAUCGAAGAUCAAGAUGAGGAUGAGGAGCAGAGCACGUUCACAGAAAUGGAACAGGAAAAACAGCUGCAACCGAGGGGGCAGUGCUGCAAAAGCCCAGGAGACCAGAGUCAGACCUCUGAGAUUUGUGAAGAGUUAAGUGAGUUGCAGAUGGAUAAACAGGUGAAAGCUGAACCAUCAUCACCAGUAGGGAAAACAGAGCUUGAUCAAAUCAGUCUCUCUGAAGGCAGCACGGUGGAUUUGACAAAUCCUGCAGAACUGCUGGAACAGAUCCCAGAGUUUGCCGAAGAGCUAAUGGAACCUGAGGACUGUUUUCCAGAAGCCUGCAUCCAACUUUUCCCAUGCUGUACAGCGGACGUCACAAAAUUUCCAGGCAAAAUUUGGUGGCGGCUGAGGAAAACCUGCUACAGGAUAGUUGAGCACAGCUGGUUCGAAACAUUCAUCAUCUUCAUGAUCCUGCUGAGCAGUGGAGCUCUGGCAUUUGAAGAUAUCUACCUUGAAGAACGAAAAAACAUUAAAAUCAUGUUGGAAUAUGCUGACAAAAUGUUCACCUACAUCUUUGUCCUGGAGAUGCUUUUGAAAUGGGUGGCUUAUGGCUUCAAAAAGUAUUUCACCAAUGCCUGGUGUUGGCUUGAUUUCCUCAUCGUAGAUGUCUCUUUAAUAAGCCUCAUAGCUAAUACACUUGGAUACUCCGAAAUGGGUCCCAUUAAAUCCCUUAGGACCCUCCGGGCUCUGAGACCAUUAAGAGCAUUGUCACGAUUUGAAGGGAUGAGGGUGGUUGUGAAUGCCCUGGUGGGUGCCAUCCCUUCCAUCAUGAAUGUGCUGCUCGUCUGCCUUAUAUUUUGGCUCAUUUUUAGCAUCAUGGGAGUGAACCUAUUUGCAGGGAAGUUUGGAAAAUGCAUUAACAAGACUGAGGGGGAUAUGCCGUUAGAUUACACAAUUAUUAACAACAUGACCGACUGCGCAGAGUCUAAUACAACUGGCACUUAUUUCUGGACAAAAGUUAAAGUCAACUUUGAUAACGUUGGUGCUGGUUACCUGGCUCUUCUACAGGUGGCAACAUUUAAAGGUUGGAUGGAAAUUAUGUAUGCAGCAGUUGAUUCACGAGGGAGUGAGGAGCAGCCCGCAUGGGAAAGUAGUUUAUACAUGUACCUCUACUUUGUGAUUUUCAUCAUCUUUGGGUCUUUCUUCACAUUGAACCUCUUCAUAGGUGUCAUUAUUGACAAUUUCAACCAACAAAAGAAAAAGAUAAGUGGGCAAGACAUCUUUAUGACAGAAGAACAGAAAAAGUAUUACAAUGCAAUGAAAAAAUUGGGAUCCAAAAAACCACAAAAACCCAUCCCCAGGCCAGUGAACAAAUACCAAGGUUUUAUUUUCGACAUAGUCACAAAGCAAGCCUUUGAUGUCACCAUCAUGAUUCUCAUCUGCCUUAACAUGAUCACCAUGAUGGUAGAAACAGAUGACCAAAGUCAUGAAAAAGUCCACAUCCUUCAUAUAAUCAACAUGCUCUUUGUUGCUAUCUUCACUGGAGAGUGCAUGAUUAAAAUGGUGGCUUUAAGACACUACUACUUCACCAACGGCUGGAAUAUCUUUGACUUUGUUGUUGUGAUUCUAUCCAUUGUGGGCACUGUCCUUUCUGACAUCAUUCAAAAAUAUUUUUUCUCUCCUACACUCUUCAGAGUCAUUCGCUUGGCUCGGAUUGGCCGGGUCCUAAGACUUAUACGGGGAGCCAAAGGAAUUAGAACUCUCCUUUUUGCCUUAAUGAUGUCACUUCCUGCUCUGUUCAACAUUGGUCUCCUGCUUUUUCUAGUCAUGUUUAUUUAUGCCAUUUUUGGCAUGGCUAACUUUGCCUACGUUAAGAUGGAGCAUGGGAUUGAUGACAUGUUCAACUUCCAAACCUUUGGUAACAGCAUGCUCUGUCUCUUCCAAAUCACAACAUCAGCUGGCUGGGAUGGGCUUCUCAAUCCUAUUUUAAACACUGGACCACCAUAUUGUGAUCCAAACAUCUUAAAUGCAAAUGGUUCAAAAGGAGAUUGUGGAACCCCUGCUAUAGGGAUUUUAUUCUUUGUUACGUAUAUCAUUAUAUCGUUUCUCAUUGUUGUAAACAUGUAUAUAGCCAUUAUUUUAGAGAACUUCAGUGUGGCCACUGAGGAAAGCACAGAGCCUCUAAGCGAGGAUGACUUUGAUAUGUUUUAUGAAAUCUGGGAGAAGUUUGAUCCUGAAGCAACUCAGUUUAUUGAGUAUUCUGCACUUUCAGACUUUGCAGAUGCACUGUCAGAACCUUUACGCAUACCAAAACCAAACAAAAUUAAGCUCAUAGCAAUGGACCUUCCCAUGGUCAGUGGAGACAGGAUCCACUGCUUGGAUAUUUUGUUUGCUUUUACCAAAAAGGUGCUAGGAGAAUCUGGAGAGAUGGAUGCCCUUAAAAUACAGAUGGAGGAAAAGUUUAUGGCUGCCAACCCUUCUAAGAUUUCCUAUGAACCAAUCACAACCACGCUGAGGCGGAAACAAGAGGAGGUUUCUGCCGUUGUUAUCCAGCGGGCGUAUCGAAGGCAUUUGUUUCUACGUUCUCUGAAACAGGCUUCAUACUUAUACCGUCACAGAACUUGUGAUGGCAACAUCAUUGAAGAAGGUGCCCCCGAGAAGGAAGGUCUUAUUGCCUUUAUGAUGAAUGAAAAUUAUGGUAGGCCCAUAGACAAAUCAAACUCUGUUUCCUCAACAUCUUUCCCUCCAUCCUAUGACAGUGUCACAAGAGCCACCAGUGACAACCUCCAGCUAAAAAUGACAGACUCUAGCAAGAGUGAGGAAGCUAUAGAUUGUCUGUUAUCUCCGGACAGAGAUAAAGAAUCCAUUGUUUAAAUAUUUGUUUAGACCGCUUUAAAAUACCGUUUACAGAAUGUAACGCUGUAACUACACAACAAUGGAAGCAGCCUUCUUAUUAAACAUUAGUUGCAAAAGAAACAAUAGAGUUUUUACCCUUAACGAUGGGAGUCAAUACAUUAUCUAACCAUUGGCCCUGCUCUUUUCAACUUUGCUCAAUGUUUAUAUAUGCACAGGUAGAGUCUGUGCAGGGUCACAGCUGUUAUAUCAGUGGUGUGAUCAUGAACAUGCUAGACUGUAAAACAGUAAACACUGUGUAUAUCUAUCCACAGAUAAAGCCUGGCUGUAUACAUUCAUUUAAGGUCUUACUUAUAUUAGUGUGUUUACUUAUGGCAAUGUAUGACCUUGCAUUCUAAAAAGGUAUAUGUAUAUCUAAAAAGAUAUAUAUCUAAAAAGAUAUAUCACAGCUGCUGUAGCAAACUGUAACACUUAUUGUAUAUGUUGUGAAUGGUCUUUCAUAAAUUUAUUAUAUUUGAUAUUUUUUUACUUAAAUCAAAUAAUCGUCUCUUUUUCCAUGGAGAUAGAUCAUCCUUACAUUGUACAUCAUAAACUCAGAAUCAAGGUAACAGGAAUUGGUGAGACUCCCAUCAGACACUGAGGAAAGUUGUUGCAAAGUAAAAUAUUGAAUCAACAACAUUUCAAGUGUUUAUUAAAAUAUCACCUGCCAUUUGGGACAUGUAACUGCUGCUCAGCAGUAAUUAAAACAUUGGAGGAAGAAAGUAAUGUUAAAUAAAAAAAAAGAAAGAAAUGGCUUGUUCUAUCUUACAGGAAAUUAGACAGUAAUGGAUUCUGCUUGUAAAAUUAUUAAUAAAAGCACUAAUUUUUUA